AUGACCUUCAGCACAGAGCUGUCACUGGCAGCUGGCACACCGUCGUUGAAACCUCACAAAGGAACAGGCUCGUUUGUCAUGCAGUCGACUUGGAGUUUGGGUGUGGUGCCUAACGCGGGAGGGACCGGAACAUCAGCGGCCACUGGCGGCAGCGGCGACGGUGCCGCCCCGGGGCCCUCUUCGGCCGCGGCGGCGGCGGCGACGACGUCACGUUGGGCUGCUGUGUCGGCGGCGGCGGGCGGAGGGCCCGUGACUGCGGGCCUGCCGCCGCGGUCGUACAGCACAGAAACCAAGUUUAACUACGGCCCGCCGCCGUCGGACUUCCGACGAACGAGGAGCGCCGGGCCCCCGGUGUCCCAGUUCCCCAAACCUGGACAGCCCAACGAUUGGAAGUAA
This is a messenger RNA of Volvox carteri f. nagariensis, 396 nucleotides long. RefSeq lists its product as uncharacterized. Lineage: Eukaryota; Viridiplantae; Chlorophyta; Chlorophyceae; Chlamydomonadales; Volvocaceae. The coding region runs from base 1 to 396 and encodes 131 amino acids. The record is from RefSeq and is a predicted model, not a curated record. The transcript has 4 exons.